Zea mays is the source of this 1272-nucleotide messenger RNA. RefSeq lists its product as uncharacterized. NCBI's taxonomy places the organism in Eukaryota, Viridiplantae, Streptophyta, Magnoliopsida, Poales, Poaceae. The coding region runs from base 135 to 833 and encodes 232 amino acids. The record is from RefSeq and is marked validated. The transcript has 2 exons.
GUCCUCCAAACCCCCACGUACUAUACUACGUACGUUAUUAACCCCACCUCCCCAGCAGCUAGCAUCUCCUCGUCGCUAGCAAAGCAACACCCGAAGGCCUGCGGGCGCGCGGCGUGCGGCCACGCCACCGCGCCAUGGGCAACGCUCUGGCGGGCAGGCGGCGCGCGGCCAAGGUGAUGACGGUGGACGGCGCCACGUUCCGCUACAAGACCCCCGCGGCGGCGUGCGCGGCGCUGCGCGGCCACCCGGGCCACCAGCUCCUGGAGUCGGAGGAGGUGCGGCGGCUGGGCGUGCGCGCGCGCCCGCUGGACCGCGACGCGCCGCUCAAGCCCGGGAAGCUCUACUUCCUGGUGCAGAUCCCCCGCGGCGGCGCCGGGGACGGCGACGACCCGCGCGCGCCGCGCAAGACGUGGUCGGGCGCGCUGCGCGUGGGCGCCCGCGAGCGCCUGGAGGGCCUGAUGCUGUCCCGGCGCACCGUCUCGGACGUGUCGUCCAUCCUGCCGCCGCCCGCCGCCGCGCGCCUCGCCGCCGCGUCGCCGUCGCCGUCGCCGCCGUCGUCCGUGGAGGUGGGCGCCGACGGCGCGGUGCGGCUGCGCAUGCGCCUGCCCAAGGCCGACGUGGCGCGGCUGAUGCAGGAGAGCCGGGACCCCGCCGAGGCCGCCGAGCGGAUCAUGCAGCUGUGCGUGGCCAGGGACCAGGGCGUCGUCGCAGCGCCGCCGCCCUCCGCGCUGAUGUCCGGCAAGAACCCGGCGCCGGCGGCGGCUCCAGCGCCGGCGUUGAAGAAAGAGAAGCGAACAAGGUUCAAGGCAGUCCCAGACGAGAUCAUCGGAUGACAAGCGGAAGCCUUGAGAUCGAGUACUCCUGUUUUUUUUUUCUCUCUCUUCCCCUGCUUGAUCGCUUGUUCAUCGGCAAGAUGCAUGGGUUGCUGGGGUUAUCUGGAACAUGAGAAGCCGCUCUGGCUUCCUAUCUAAUCUCCCCAGCAAUUCUCAUCGCGUCCUAAGUCUUAGGCCAGUCGCCAUCUACGUACUUCAGUCUUCGUUCUCUGUUUUCAUAGGUAUGGAAACGUAGCAGUAUAGCACUGUAGUAGUUAAUUAGGAAAGCAAAAAAAAUGACGAAGAAAAAUAUGCUAGCAAUAUGUACCGUACUGGUGUGAUAUACAUGGGGCAUGUACAGCCACCUUGAUCAGAGGGUCAGUGUGAAUGAAACACUGAAUCAGAAUGUAUAUAUUCUAUGUUUGUAUAUUUAUAACUAGCCACGUUUCUUUCUCAGUUU